Mauremys mutica (yellowpond turtle) is the source of this 3335-nucleotide messenger RNA. It is a transcript of the gene CDH18, whose product is annotated as cadherin 18. Lineage: Eukaryota; Metazoa; Chordata; Testudines; Geoemydidae. Gene Ontology annotation, cellular component: catenin complex; plasma membrane; adherens junction. Gene Ontology annotation, molecular function: cadherin binding; calcium ion binding. The coding region runs from base 709 to 3081 and encodes 790 amino acids. The transcript has 16 exons. Gene Ontology annotation, biological process: homophilic cell-cell adhesion; cell-cell junction assembly; cell morphogenesis. The record is from RefSeq and is a predicted model, not a curated record.
AUAUUAUACAGCAGUGACAUACAGGAAAAACAUACAACUUGGAGAUACGUUUAUAUUUUCAAAGAGAGAAAAAGAGAAAACAGAUUUAUAACUAAGAUUUCAAAAAAGAAGACAUUUUGGAACAACAGAGGGAGAUUCUAAAAAAGAUUGCACCAGAGGCUCACAUCAAAAUUCAUAAGCAGGCAAGCUGCUAUGCAGUUCAUCCAGCAUUGCAGGCAUCUAGGGACCUUGCUUGGUGAGGAGCUGCUGAACAGCAAGGAAAACUUAUGGAGCUGAAGCUGGUGCCCAGGCAGUGCAACAAAUGCAAGAGCUGAAGACGAAAAGACAGCUGAGAUAGUAAUUUUUUGCCAAAAUUAAGAUCCCUGUGUGUUUGAGCAUCGCAGAAACAGUAAGAUUGGCUUGGCAGAUUGCGUGAGAGAAGGGAAGCACACAGCUACCAUUGGGCAGUAUAAAAUGGUUGGCUGUGGCAGUCUAUUGUGAAGACCUCGGAACAAAUACCAGAAAUUUCUCCACUCAAUUCUUCAUGAUGUAAAUGCAGUGUGACCUUUCCCCAAUGGGCAGUUAAACCAUGGACAUACUAAAAAAAACAUUUUGGACUGUUUUUCUAAACCAGGCUUCACCUUCCCUCUUGGGGACCUAUUAAGGGAUUACAUCUGAAAAGAAAAACAAAAGAGAGAAGGAAACCUUGAACUGGAAAGUUAUCCUACAAUGAGAAUUAUGAGCACAUCUUGUAUCUGCCCAGUCCUAGUUUGUCUCUGUUUUGUGCAGAGGUGUUAUGGAGCUGCUCAUCAUGGCUCCAUCAAGGUGACCAGAAAUCAAACCAAACACAUAGAAGGUGAAACAGAAGUGCACCAUCGUCCCAAGCGUGGAUGGGUAUGGAACCAGUUCUUUGUUUUAGAAGAACACCUGGGACCAGAUCCCCAGUAUGUGGGAAAGCUACACUCCAAUUCUGACAAAGGUGAUGGAUCAGUUAAGUACAUCCUUACUGGAGAAGGGGCUGGAACUAUAUUUAUUAUUGAUGACACUACAGGAGACAUCCAUUCAACCAAAAGCCUAGAUCGAGAGCAGAAGACACACUAUGUGCUGCAUGCUCAGGCUAUUGACAGACGGACGAACAAGCCACUCGAGCCUGAAUCUGAGUUCAUUAUCAAAGUGCAGGACAUCAAUGACAAUGCACCAAAAUUUACAGAUGGACCUUACAUUGUUACUGUGCCAGAGAUGUCUGAAAUGGGUACCUCUGUUCUACAAGUGACAGCAACAGAUGCAGAUGACCCUACCUAUGGGAACAGUGCCCGGGUGGUAUACAGUAUUCUUCAGGGACAGCCAUACUUCUCUGUUGACCCUAAAACAGGAGUCAUCAGGACUGCCUUGCAUAACAUGGACAGGGAAGCCAGAGAGCAUUAUUCCGUUGUCAUUCAAGCCAAAGAUAUGGCUGGGCAGGUCGGAGGGCUAUCAGGGUCAACAACUGUAAAUAUCACACUCACUGAUGUCAACGACAAUCCACCCAGGUUUCCUCAGAAACAUUAUCAGCUGUAUGUUCCUGAAUCAGCCCAAGUUGGGUCAGCAGUAGGCAAAAUCAAGGCAAAUGAUGCAGAUGCUGGCUCUAAUGCAGACAUGAAAUACACGAUCAUAAAUGGUGAUGGCUCUGGAGUGUUUUCCAUAUCCACUGACAAAGAGACACGGGAAGGAAUUAUUUCCCUAAAGAAGCCACUCAACUAUGAAAAAAAGAAAUCAUAUACACUUAAUAUAGAAGGAGCAAAUACACACCUGGAUUUCCGUUUUUCACAUUUGGGACCAUUUAAAGAUGUAACAAUGUUGAAGAUUAUUGUUGGGGAUGUGGAUGAACCUCCACUAUUCUCUAUGCCUUCCUAUGUCAUGGAAGUUUAUGAAAAUGCGAAGAUUGGGACUGUUGUUGGUACAGUGGCAGCACAAGAUCCUGACAGCGCUAACAGCUUAGUAAGAUAUUUCAUUGACCAUAAUACAGAAGAAGAUAGGUAUUUCAUCAUUGAUGCUAACACUGGAACCAUUAAGACUGCCAAGAUCUUUGACAGAGAGGAAACACCUUGGUACAACAUUACAGUUGCUGCUUCUGAGAUAGACAACCCUGGCCUGCUAAGCCAUGUUCCAGUUGAUAUUAGAAUCCUGGAUGUCAAUGACAACCCUCCAGAGCUUGCCAGAGAAUAUGAUGUAGUUGUCUGUGAGAAUGCAAAGCCCGGGCAGGUCAUUCAGACUAUCAGUGCCACUGACAAAGAUAACUCUGCAAAUGGGCCAAGAUUCCAUUAUUCUCUUGAUGAAGGCCUUUCUUUGAAUCCCAACUUUACCCUAAGGGACAAUGAAGAUAACACAGCCAGUAUCCUGACCAGACGAAGGAGAUUCAGUCGAACAACUCAAGAUGUCUACUACCUCCCGAUUUUGAUUUCUGAUAGUGGAAUCCCUUCUCUCAGCAGCAGCAGCACCCUUACGAUCAGAGUCUGUGCAUGUGAGAGAGAUGGGCGCGUUCGGACCUGCCAUGCUGAAGCUUUCCUUUCCUCAGCUGGUUUGAGCACAGGAGCCUUAAUUGCAAUUCUGCUCUGUGUCAUCAUUCUUCUGGCGAUUGUGGUCCUUUUCAUUACAUUAAGACGCAGCAAAAAGGAGCCCCUGAUCAUUUCCGAGGAGGAUGUUCGGGAAAACGUUGUCACGUAUGAUGACGAGGGUGGUGGAGAGGAGGACACUGAAGCGUUUGACAUCACAGCCCUGCGGAACCCAUCAGCUGCCGAGGAGCUGAAGUAUCGGAGGGAUGUGCGUCCUGACGUGAAGCACGCACCUAGGCACCAGCCUUCUUCAAGCCUGAACAGUAUAGAUGUUCAUGAAUUUAUUAAACAAAGAUUGGCAGAGGCAGAUCUCGAUCCCAGUGUGCCUCCCUAUGACUCCAUACAAACAUAUGCGUAUGAGGGUCAUAGAUCAGAAGCCGGAUCUAUCAGCUCUCUGGAUUCAGUCACUACACACUCUGACCAGGAUUAUAAUUACCUUGGUGACUGGGGACCAGAGUUUAAGAAGUUAGCUGAACUCUAUGGAGAAAUAGAAUCAGAAAGAACAACUUAGUUACCAUUCCUGGAACAAGAAGUGUUUUAGUUCCCAAACUGGAGAGAGAACCACAGCAGCAGUAACAAGAAACGAAUACAGUACUUAGAACUGAGCAAGUUGUACACAGUUACUGUAGAAACAAGUGCCCUUUUCAUAUUUGAAACUGGGUUCUUCAACUGGAAGAAAAUCAAAUUUUGAAAAAUACAGAAAAAAAAAGAAACAAUUGUCCUUUGUGUAUAUUUUUUAAUUGCUCAAUAAAGUCUGUGAUACCA